UGGACUUUUUUUUUUUUUUUUUUUUGGUUUUUUUUCGAGACAGGGUUUCUCUGUAUAGCCCUGGCUGUCCUGGAACUCACUCUGUAGACCAAGCUGGCCUCGAACUCAGAAAUCCACCUGCCUCUGCCUCCCGAGUGCUGGGAUUAAAGGUGUGCGCCACCACACCCGGCUCGGGUUGGACUAUUAAAAAAAAAAAUCUGUUGUCCCCUUAGCCCCUACUCCCAGGAUGAUGACUCAGAGACUUAUAUUAAUAAAUGCCUUGGCUACAGGCUUUGGCUCAUGCCCUGACUAGCUUGUAACUAACGUAAUCCAUUUAAACUAUUCUGUGUCUACCCUUUGGUUAGUUACCUCUUCAGUCCUGGCUUGCUUUUCUUCCAGUCUCCUCAGUGUCUCUCUCAAAUCUCUUUAAUGUCUCUGUGUCUCCUUUUAGUCUCCAUUUUUCUAGAAUAUUCUCUCUUCCUGCCAUUGUCCUACCUUUUAUUUUCUGUCUCAGCUCAUUGGCCACUGGCUUUUUUAUUGGCAGGUGAUUCUUUUAAGAGAUUCUCUCCACACUGGACUUCCUCCUAGCCAGGGCAGAGGGUGGGGCAGGGAGAGAGUCAAAGAGAAAGCAGGAGAAAACAGCUUGAGUAGAGAAAGCCAUAAAAUACAAGUAUUUCUGGGAUUUUGGCUGGGAGGCAGCAAGAUUAGCUUAGAGGAUGAAAAUAGAGCAAUACCACUCAGUUGUUGUACCAUUAAAACUUGAUAAAUAAAUAUAAUAGUCCAGUCUCAGUUAUUUGGAAGCUAGCUGGGUAAGAGGAAAACUGUAACACUUAUUAAAAAGCCACUAUGUUACUGAUUUUUUAUUAUAUUUCGAUGUAUGCCUAUGUACAUGUAUAUGUGUAUGUGUGUACCACGGCAUACAUGUGGAGAUUAGAGGACAAUUUUCUGAAGCUGUUGGCUCAGGUGACCAAUCUCAUGUCAUUAAGGCUUGGCAGCAAGCACCUCUGUCCACAGUCAUCUUUAAAGCCCUUAGAUCUUUGUUACUGACAGCUGCUAGCAUCCUUGAGACAAGGUCUCACAGUGUCCCUGACUGGCUUCAGCCUGCCUCUGCCUCUGGAGUGCUUGGAUUAAAGGUGUUAAAGGUCAUUUCACUACUGUAGCAGCAUGACCUUCUGCAACUCCAGUGUCGGGGAAUCUAACACCUCGUCUCUGCAGGCUCCAGGCACACAUGGGGCACACAUACACAAAUGCAGGCAAACACUUUAUAUUUGCUAGAUACAUGAACCAAAAAUAAUUUUAAAAAAUUGAAACAACUAGAGUAGGCAAAGUCUUCCCCAUGGGGACAGAAGAGUGUCAGUGAGGAAAAACCCUCUUGAAAACUGGUACACUUACUGUUGGAGAGAAGGAUAGAGACACUUAGUUCUAGAAGCAUACAUGAGUGACUAUGGCUCUGGAGUGUGUGUGAGCCACGUUCAUCAUAUAAACUAAUGGGUUUCUGCUGGUUGUGGUGCCUCACAGCUUUAAUCCCAGCACUGUAUAAGCAAAGGCAGGCUGAUCUUUUUAGUUCAAGGCCAGGCUGCGGAUUAUAGGACAGUUAAGGUUACAGAGUUUCUGAGUACAUUUGAAAAAGAAAAAAGAUGGGUUUUACCAAGACAUCGUCACACAAGCACACUGUGUACUUUGCUCACGGCCGUUUUCUCCUCAUCCCUCCUCCUCCUCUCUUGUACACCAAAGUUCUACCGUCAUGCCGUAUUUAUAUUCAAAUCUACAUUAUAUUCAAAUAUUUGUUUGAAUCUGACUUUUACAAAACACAAUACUCUCCAGUGCCACUCAUCUUCCUGCAAACAAGAGGAUUGCAUUUUUUUUGACGGAAUAAAAUCCCAUUCCUGUUAGCCCUUCACCUGUUGAUGGGCAUUAGGCAAAGUCCAAAACAUAAAUAUUGUGACUAGUGCUACAACAAAUGAACAUGGAUGCAGAGGGAUCUCCCUACUAUGUUUGAUUCCUUCAGAGAUCAGAAGUGACCUAGCUAGAUCACUUUUAGAUUUAAAAAUAUUUAUGUGCAUGUUUGUAUGUGUACAUGUAUGCGGGGGCCCUUAGGAGAGUGCCAGAUCCUCUGAAACUGGAACUGAUGUCCAAAGUGUUCUAGAAUUCAGUCUCUCAACUGCUGAGCCAUCCCUUCAGUUCCUCUUUUUUUUUUUUUUUGGUUUUUCGAGACAGGGUUUCUCUGUAUAGCCCUGGCUGUCCUGGAACUCACUCUGUAGACCAGGCUGGCCUUGAACUCAGAGAUCCACAUGCCUCUGCCUCCCAAGUGCUGGGAUUAAAGGCAUGCGCCACCAUACCCGGCCCUUCAGUUCCUCUUAAGACAGAAAUACACACACACAAACACACACACACACACACACACACACACACACACACACACACACACACACACACACACACACAGUGGCACAUGCCUUUAAUCCCAGAACUCAGGAGGCUGAGGCAGGUGGAUCACGACCUGGUUGUUGUCUCAAAAAACAAAAGCAAAAAAAAAUCAAACCAAACAACAACAACAACAACAAAAAUCCUCUAUACGGAUUUUUUUUUUCGAGACAAAGGUCUCUCCUACUGUAAUCGCCAUGAGUAUUCUCUUUCACUACAACAUUACGGUUUUUAAAAAACAAGAAACAACCCCUCUGCCCCCUAAACCAGGUUUUCUGUGUAGCUCUGAGCAUUUCCCCCCAGCCUGCAUGUCAGUUUUCUUGUUAUCAGUCAUUCUAUCUUGGAUAAGCUACUGACAAAGGUCUUGCUAAUGUACAGCCCAGUCACCUGGGAGGAUCACGUUACCUCAAAUUCAUUCUUUUCCUUUCCUCUUUCCUUCUUCCCUCUUGUUUGAGGCAGGGUUUCUCUGUGUAGCCCUGGCUGUCCUGGAACUCACUCUGUAGACCAGGCUGGCCUUGACUCAGAGAUCUGCCUGUUUCUGCCUCUGGAAUUAAAGGUAUGCACUACUACAAACUGGUGAAAACCUUCCUUUUUCUUUUAAAUUCUCCUCCACACGACAACUUACUGACAGCUCCCCCACUUCUCCCCCUCCCCCCAAUAAACACUGAGAAAAGGGCUUUUUACUUUUGCCUUUUUACUACUGGGUCUGGCUGGUCUGUUGCUCAUUAAAUAGGUCCAGUUUUGCCUCAAAUCCCAUCCUCCCGCUUCUUGAAAACUGGGAUUACAAACCUUAGUGUGAGUAGCCACAAAACUUUUUACACAUUGUAUCUUUCCACUUGGAUCUGGUUGUUACCCUAUACCUCUAUGUAACAACUUUCUCCAAGUUUACCUAGUGACCUUCAUUUCUUCCACAUUCCGAACCACACAUUUUAGUCCACAUCUUACCUAAUCGCUUACUCUUGAUACUUGUAACAAGUUUCCUUGAUACUUUUCUCUGUCUGGCUUCCUGUCUGUGCCUCCUCGCUGUCCUAUUUUCUGCUUCCUUCCCUCAUCUCACUCCUCGAAUGCACACAUCCUCCUCUUUAGGCCAUUUUUCUCUCUUAUGGCUCCAAGAAUAUCCAGACAUGCGCAAGCACACUUUCAACUUUCUUGGUUUCAAACCACACUAAUUCAUAUAUACUUGCCUAAAAGAUAUCCCGCAGAUCUCUUGAAACUAAAAAUAACGUAACCCAGUUAUUCAAGUCAGGACACUCAUAUUUCCUUAUCCAACACAUGCCUUCCUACCUACACAUCGCCACUGUCUCUUCUUUAGCUUCAUAAUUGAUCUCUCUCCCUACCCAGCUCCACUCCCCAGGGACCGAACGUCAGGCCUAACCGUGCUAAGAACGCAUUCUUCUACAGUGCUCUAACAUCCUUGCGGUCUUCUUCGCUUAAAUUAAGUCCAAAUUGGUCUCCAUCUCCAGGGCUCAAGUAAUCCUCCUGCCUCAGGCUUCAGGCUGGCACUAACAUGCCCAGAGCUGGCAAGCUGUGAUCUCUCUACAAUACAAAUAUAACUAACUGUUCACACCUCUGUUUAGACCCUUCAAAGCCUCUUCGACUGCCCUUAGGAUAAAAUAAAUUUGCAAGGUCUUGAGUCAUAGCUCCCUAUCUCAAAGCCCUUUGUAUUACCUCUUCCUUUAGCCACAGCAGGCUCUCGGCAGCUCCAGAACAUACUCGAGCCCAUCCCACCCCCAAUUCAAUUCUCAGCCGUCCUUCACCCGUCAGCUGAGGCGACUUUUCCAUAGGAAAAUGGGAGCUCAAAAGGAAAACACUGAAGGGAUGAAUUCCGAGAGAGGGUGAGAAGCGCGGCUGCGAGGUUCGGGUUUCAGAACGUCAGAGUGACAGGAAGUUCAAGGCAAAGGUGAACUCCAGAUCGUGACCUUUCACCUCAGUUCACCGGGCAGUCCGACCCCCGGCCGAUUCCGCCCUUACGUAUCAUGGCUGCCAGCCCCUCUCUCCCGAGGGCCUUCGAGCCCGAUACCAGCCAGCUCGGGCGCCACCAAGGCUUCCACCUUCAAAUACGUUCUCUCUCCGCUUCUUAGAACCUCCCCGCCGCCGCCGUUAGGAGAACCCUGCGUUGCCAGCUUGCCCCUAAGCAAGAUGGCUGCCAGUCUCCAGCCUCUCUUGCCGACGUGAAGCUACCCACUCCCCGCUUAAUGCCGCUGCCAGGCUGCCCUCACCUAGUAUGGCUCCUCCGCUCAUGCCUCGUUAUGGUCUCGAAGCCGACACUAACCGGCCAGGUUCCGGGAGGCGCUGUGCAGGAUGCAGCCACCCCCGCCCGGCCCUCCCCUCCCCCACGCCCGCGGCGGCGGCGGCGGCGGCGGAGGCGGCGGCGGCUGGAGCCCGGAUGCGGCUCCGUGAGGCGCAGGCCCCGGAGAGCGGCGCGGAUGGAUCCAACAUGGCGGCGCCGAGGCUGAGCCGAGAGCUUUGAAACUUGUGCUAGGAAGAGCCCUGGGGAUUUAAGUUUCUUGCAAAGAUCACUGGAGAUUGCAGCUGCUGAGCAGAGAUUCUGGAAAGCACUCUAUUUCUGAGCCUCUAGCAUGGCGGGCCUAAAGAGGCGGGCAAGCCAGGUGUGGCCCGAAGAGCGUGGGGAGCAAGAACAUGGGCUCUACAGCCUCCACCGCAUGUUCGACAUCGUGGGCACCCACCUAACACACAGAGAUGUCCGAGUGCUUUCCUUCCUUUUUGUUGAUGUUAUUGAUGACCAUGAACGUGGACUCAUCCGAAAUGGACGUGACUUCUUAUUGGCACUGGAGCGCCAGGGCCGCUGUGACGAGAGUAACUUUCGCCAGGUGCUGCAGCUGCUGCGCAUCAUCACUCGCCAUGACUUGCUGCCCUACGUUACUCUCAAGAAGAGACGAGCUGUGUGCCCUGAUCUUGUAGACAAGUAUCUGGAGGAAACAUCAAUUCGCUAUGUGACCCCCAGAGCCCUCAGUGACCCAGAACCGAGGCCUCCCCAGCCCUCUAAAACAGUGCCUCCCCACUAUCCUGUGGUGUGCUGCCCCACUUCGGGUUCUCAAAUGUGUAGUAAGCGGCCAGCCCGAGGGAGAACCACACUUGGGAGCCAGCGAAAACGCCGGAAGUCGGUGACACCAGACCCGAAGGAAAAGCAGACAUGUGAUAUCAGGCUCCGAGUUCGGGCGGAAUACUGCCAGCAUGAGACGGCUCUGCAAGGCAAUGUCUUCUCCAAUAAGCAGGACCCACUUGAGCGCCAGUUUGAGCGCUUUAACCAGGCCAACACUAUCCUCAAGUCCCGGGACCUGGGCUCCAUCAUCUGUGACAUCAAGUUCUCUGAGCUCACCUACCUCGACGCAUUCUGGCGAGACUACAUUAAUGGCUCAUUAUUAGAGGCACUGAAAGGUGUCUUCAUCACAGACUCUCUCAAGCAAGCUGUGGGCCAUGAAGCCAUCAAGCUGCUGGUGAACGUGGAUGAGGAGGACUAUGAGCUGGGCCGACAGAAACUCCUGAGGAACUUGAUGCUGCAGGCAUUACCCUGACCUUUCCCCUUCUCACCUUUCUGGGGACUGUUCGCUCCGUCACCUCUGGAGCUGACAUACUGUUCUGGGGUUUGUUCUCUACCCUUUCCAACCAAUCACACCGCCUUUUUUUUUUUUUUUUUUUAAAAGGAAAAGACAAAGGAAGGUGGAAGUGGUGUCCCUGCCCUCCCUGCACCCAUGUGCCUGGGCUUCCCCGUUUCCUGUUGCCACUUACCCUAUUGUGUGUCUACAGCCACCUUACCACUGAGCCGUAAGACAAGUGUAUAGGGACAGGGUCUCUGGAACACAGCCUUUGUAAGGGAUUGAACACUGCUUUCAGGUGCAUUGAGGGGUAAUCAAUACUUAUGGCUUUAUGAGGGCUCUUAAAUUUUGUCUGAAAAACCAAAGGGCUGUGAGUAAAGGAGCUAUGUGGAAGGUGGGACUCUGAAGUGUAUUUUGGAAAUUAAUUACCACCUUCUUCCAAAUUAUAGAAUUUUUUAAAAACAGAGAAGCUGUGGCCCUUUGCAGUCUCUCCUGGCCUUGGUGCUGCUCCUCUCUGCCUUUCCUUCAUUCCACAGCGGGAACUGCUGUCGUAUGGAUCCCUCCUUGUCCCUGUCAAAUGUUCAGCAAACUUACAGAGGACUGGGCCAGCCUGAUCGAUCACCCUCCCAACUGCGAUGUGUAUGUGAACACCAGUACACAGGACAGUGGAGUAGAGGCUGCUAGUUGGAGCACACUUUCUCUGAAGAGGAGGAGGGGGUGGGGGGUAUGACAUUUUCCUUCCCUUUUCCAGUGAAAAUAACUCUUACCCCACCCCAAGGCCCUUUCCCUUUGCUUCCUUCUUGCUUGAGAGAAAGUGGGGUAUUUAGUAUCAGCUCCUCCUGUUCCUCUGCCCUCCCUUCUCCCAUCCUUUGGAGAGCAGGACUAGUACAUGCACUGAGCACCGCACUUUCUUAGGUAAGGAGGCAUGUUUGAGGCAGGAGGCUGAGGAGUGAAGUCCAGUCAAGCAGGUACAAUUCCACCUCCCCUUCUAGCCCCCAAAAGACAUGUCCAGACAUUAUGAUUAUUAUAUUUUUUUUUCAAUGCCAGUGCUGCUCAGCCCUCAGCAUAACUUCAGUUUUCAUGAAAUAAACAGUGACUAUAUAAAA
Messenger RNA from Mus musculus (house mouse), 7066 nucleotides. It is a transcript of the gene Dedd, whose product is annotated as death effector domain-containing. Gene Ontology annotation, cellular component: cytosol; cytoplasm; nucleolus. The record is from RefSeq and is a predicted model, not a curated record. Gene Ontology annotation, biological process: regulation of apoptotic process; apoptotic process; developmental process involved in reproduction. The coding region runs from base 4983 to 5939 and encodes 318 amino acids. NCBI's taxonomy places the organism in Eukaryota, Metazoa, Chordata, Mammalia, Rodentia, Muridae. The transcript is spliced from 6 exons.